AUGACGCCUCCUCUCGGCACGACUCACGGCCUGCAGUUUCUGCUCCUUGCUUUUGUUUUCCAUCUCUCCCUCGCUGUCGCAGCGGGUGCUUCACGGACCUGCACUAAUACCAGAGCAGACUACAUCGUCGUUGGAGGCGGCACUGCGGGGACGGCACUUGCAACGCGGUUGAGCAAGGGGCUGAAGAAUGCCUGCAUCUUGCUGAUCGAGGCCGGGCCCUAUGCCCCCGACGAGCUGAAAAUCAACGUCCCCGGCAUGAAGGGCUCGACCCUGGGCACCAUCUACGACUGGAACUUCACCACGGUGCCGCAGGUGCAUGUCAAGGACCGCGUGUGGACCGCGCCGAGAGGGAAGGUCCUGGGCGGGUCUUCCGCCCUAAACCUCAUGACCUGGGACAGAGCCAGCAAGGUCGAAUACGAUGCCUGGGAGGCCCUGGGGAAUCCUGGUUGGAACUGGAACUCGAUGAUCAAGUAUAUGAAGAAGGCCGAGAACUUCACCGGUGCUAACACGGCCACCUAUGGCUCGAAAGGCGUGGGCUUCAAAGGACCAGUCCAGACUGUGGUGAACCGCUUCAUUCCGGAGUAUCAACACGACUGGAUCCCAACCCUGGAGCGCUGGGGAGUGCCCAAGAACCUCGAGUCCCUGGGCGGCGAUCCCCUGGGUGUCAUGUGGCAGCCGAGCAAUGUCAGCCCGACGCAUUACAACAGGUCGUACAGCGCAAACUCUUAUCUCCCGAUUUCGGGGCCCAACCUCGUUGUCUUGACGAAUACCCGUGUUGCCAAGGUGAACCUGCAGAAGUCUGGGAAGAAAUACAGAGCGACCGGUGUUACCUUGACCACAGGCGACAUAAUCAAUGCCUCCGCCGAAGUGAUCCUCUCCGCGGGCACGAUCCAGAGCCCGGGGCUGCUGGAACUCUCGGGCAUCGGACAGGCAUCCGUCCUCUCGGCGGCGGGGAUCGAGCAGAAGAUCGACCUGCCGGGGGUCGGCGAGAACCUGCAGGACCACGUCCGCAUCCAGGCAUCCUACCAGCUGAAGCCCAACUACACCUCCAUAGACAUCUUCCGGUACAACGCGACCUACGCGGCCGAGCAGCUGCAGCUCUGGAAGGAGGGCCGGUUCUCACGCUACGACUACACGGCUAGCGCCUAUGCCUUCCUUGACUGGUCGCAGAUCAGCCCCACCCUCUCCUCGACGAUGCUCGCCCUCGCCCGCCAAGCCGCCGCCGCCAACCCCUCCUCGGUGACGGUACAAAAGCAGCUCGAGCUCGCCUCCAACCCGGCCAUCCCGCGGCUCGAGCUCAUCCUGUCCGACGGCUACACCGGCACCAAGGGCUACCCGCCGCCCACAUCCCCGCUCUACGGCGCCAACUUCGCCACCGUCAUCGCCGGCGUCAUGCACUCCUACAGCCGCGGCAGCGUGCACAUCCCGGCCUCCUCCCCGACCACCUCCCCGCCGGUCCUCAACCCCAACUACCUCUCCACGGCGCACGACCUCCGCGCCGCCAUCGAGGGCUUCCGCCUCGCCCGCCGCGCCGCGACCUCGGCGCCGCUGCGCGCGGCAUGGACGUCCGAGUACGAGCCCGGGACGGCGGCCGUGCCGCCCGGAGACGCCGGCGCGGAGCGCGAGUACGUGCUCGACAGCGCCGCGUCCAUCUACCACCCGGUCGGGACGUGCGCGAUGCUGCCGCGGGCGGCGGGCGGGGUGGUGGACGCGGCGCUGCGGGUGUACGGCGUGGGGGGGUUGAGGGUCGUGGAUGCUGCUAUCAUCCCGCUGCUGGUGAGCGGGCACAUACAGACGGCGGUGUAUGGGAUUGCUGAGUUUGCGGCCGAGAUGAUUAUCCAGGGGGUUAUUGGGAAGAGAUGCGAAUGA
This is a messenger RNA of Phialemonium atrogriseum, 1869 nucleotides long. Its product is annotated as GMC oxidoreductase. Gene Ontology annotation, molecular function: flavin adenine dinucleotide binding; oxidoreductase activity, acting on CH-OH group of donors. Bases 1 to 1869 code for a protein of 622 amino acids. Lineage: Eukaryota; Fungi; Ascomycota; Sordariomycetes; Cephalothecales; Cephalothecaceae. The transcript has 2 exons. The record is from RefSeq and is a predicted model, not a curated record.